Mesoplodon densirostris (Blainville's beaked whale) is the source of this 2967-nucleotide messenger RNA. It is a transcript of the gene KCNH5, whose product is annotated as potassium voltage-gated channel subfamily H member 5. Gene Ontology annotation, biological process: regulation of membrane potential; potassium ion transmembrane transport. Gene Ontology annotation, cellular component: membrane. Gene Ontology annotation, molecular function: voltage-gated potassium channel activity. NCBI's taxonomy places the organism in Eukaryota, Metazoa, Chordata, Mammalia, Artiodactyla, Ziphiidae. The transcript is spliced from 11 exons. The coding region runs from base 1 to 2967 and encodes 988 amino acids. The record is from RefSeq and is a predicted model, not a curated record.
AUGCCGGGGGGCAAGAGAGGGCUGGUGGCACCGCAGAACACAUUUUUGGAGAACAUCGUCAGGCGCUCCAGCGAAUCGAGUUUCCUACUGGGAAAUGCCCAGAUUGUGGAUUGGCCUGUAGUUUAUAGUAAUGACGGUUUUUGCAAACUCUCUGGGUAUCAUCGAGCUGAUGUCAUGCAGAAAAGUAGCACUUGCAGUUUUAUGUAUGGAGAAUUGACUGACAAGAAAACCAUUGAGAAAGUCAGGCAGACUUUUGACAACUACGAGUCAAACUGCUUUGAAGUUCUUUUGUACAAGAAAAACAGAACCCCUGUUUGGUUUUAUAUGCAAAUUGCACCAAUAAGAAAUGAACAUGAAAAGGUGGUUUUGUUCCUAUGCACUUUCAAGGACAUUACAUUGUUCAAACAGCCAAUAGAGGAUGAUUCAACAAAAGGUUGGACAAAAUUUGCCCGAUUGACACGGGCUUUGACAAAUAGCCGAAAUGUUUUGCAACAGCUCACGCCAAUGAAUAAAACAGAGGUGGUCCACAAACAUUCAAGACUAGCUGAAGUUCUUCAGCUGGGAUCAGAUAUCCUUCCUCAGUACAAGCAAGAAGCGCCAAAGACGCCACCACACAUUAUUUUACACUAUUGUGCUUUUAAAACAACUUGGGAUUGGGUGAUUUUAAUUCUUACCUUCUACACCGCCAUUAUGGUUCCUUAUAACGUUUCCUUCAAAACGAAACAGAACAACAUAGCCUGGCUGGUGCUGGACAGUGUGGUGGAUGUUAUUUUUCUGGUUGACAUUGUUUUAAAUUUUCACACGACCUUUGUGGGACCUGGUGGAGAGGUCAUUUCUGACCCCAAGUUGAUCAGGAUGAACUAUCUGAAAACUUGGUUUGUGAUAGAUCUAUUGUCUUGUUUACCUUAUGACAUCAUCAAUGCCUUUGAAAAUGUUGAUGAGGGAAUCAGCAGUCUCUUCAGUUCUUUAAAAGUGGUGCGUCUCUUGCGACUGGGCCGUGUUGCCAGGAAAUUGGACCAUUACCUAGAGUAUGGAGCAGCGGUCCUUGUGCUGCUGGUGUGUGUGUUUGGACUAGUUGCUCACUGGCUGGCCUGCAUAUGGUACAGCAUUGGGGACUAUGAGGUCAUCGAUGAAGUUACAAACACCAUCCAAAUAGACAGUUGGCUCUACCAGCUGGCCUUGAGCAUUGGGACUCCGUAUCGAUACAAUACCAGUGCAGGGAUAUGGGAAGGAGGACCCAGCAAGGAUUCACUGUAUGUGUCCUCUCUCUACUUUACCAUGACAAGCCUUACAACCAUAGGAUUUGGAAACAUAGCUCCUACCACAGAUGUGGAAAAGAUGUUUUCCGUGGCCAUGAUGAUGGUUGGCUCUCUUCUUUAUGCAACUAUUUUUGGAAAUGUUACCACAAUUUUCCAGCAAAUGUAUGCCAACACCAACCGGUACCAUGAGAUGCUGAAUAAUGUACGGGACUUUCUGAAACUCUAUCAGGUCCCCAAAGGCCUUAGUGAACGAGUCAUGGAUUAUAUUGUCUCAACAUGGUCUAUGUCAAAAGGCAUUGACACAGAAAAGGUCCUUUCCAUCUGUCCCAAGGACAUGAGAGCUGAUAUCUGUGUUCAUCUAAACCGGAAGGUUUUUAAUGAGCAUCCUGCUUUUCGAUUGGCCAGCGACGGGUGUCUGCGCGCCUUGGCGGUAGAGUUUCAAACUAUUCACUGUGCUCCUGGGGACCUCAUUUACCAUGCUGGAGAAAGUGUGGAUGCCCUCUGCUUUGUGGUAUCAGGAUCCUUGGAAGUCAUCCAGGAUGAUGAGGUGGUGGCUAUUUUAGGGAAAGGGGAUGUAUUUGGAGACAUCUUCUGGAAGGAAACCACCCUUGCUCAUGCCUGUGCCAAUGUCCGAGCACUGACAUACUGUGACCUCCACAUCAUCAAGCGAGAAGCCUUGCUUAAAGUCCUGGACUUUUAUACAGCUUUUGCAAACUCAUUCUCAAGGAAUCUCACUCUUACUUGCAAUCUAAGGAAACGGAUCAUUUUCCGCAAAAUCAGUGAUGUGAAGAAAGAAGAGGAGGAGCGCCUCAGGCAAAAGAAUGAGGUCACCCUCAGCAUCCCCGUGGACCACCCGGUAAGAAAGCUCUUCCAGAAGUUCAAGCAGCAGAAGGAGCUGCGGAAUCAGGGGUCAACGCAGAGUGACCCUGAGCGGAACCAUCUGCAGGUAGAAAGCUGCUCCUUACAGAACGGAGCCUCCAUCACUGGCACCAGUGUGGUCACCGUGUCACAGAUUACGCCCAUUCAGACAUCUCUGGCCUAUGUGAAAGCCAGCGAGUCCCUCAAACAAAACAACCGUGAUGCUAUGGAACUCAAGCCCAGUGGCGGUGCUGACCCCAAAUGUCUCAAAGUCAACAGCCCCAUAAGAAUGAAGAAUGGAAAUGGGAAAGGGUGGCUGCGGCUCAAGAAUAAUAUGGGAGCCCAUGAGGAGAAGAAGGAAGACUGGAAUAAUGUCACUAAAGCUGAGUCGAUGGGGCUACUCUCUGAGGACCCUAAGGGCAGUGAUUCAGAGAACAGCAUCACCAAAAAUCCACUAAGAAAAACAGAUUCUUGUGACAGUGGGAUUACAAAAAGUGACCUUCUUUUGGAUAAGGCUGGGGAGGCGCGAAGUCCGCUAGAGCAUAGCCCCAUCCAGGCUGAUGCCAAGCACCCCUUUUAUCCCAUCCCUGAGCAGGCCUUACAGACCACACUGCAGGAAGUCAAACACGAACUCAAAGAGGACAUUCAGCUGCUAAGCUGCAGAAUGACUGCCCUGGAGAAGCAGGUGGCAGAAAUUUUAAAAAUACUUUCAGAAAAAAGUGUGCCCCCGACCUCUUCUCCCAAAUCCCAAAUGCCACUCCAAGUACCUCCCCAAAUACCAUGUCAGGAUAUUUUUAGUGUUUCAAGGCCUGAGUCACCUGAACCUGACAAAGAUGAAAUCCACUUUUAA